AUGGGUGCUUUCAAACACGAGGACGGCGGCGCGUCCGAGGGUCGUGAAGCGGGCAGCUCUGAUGCGAGGUCAGCCCGGAAGAGGACAAAAACAGGAUGUCUCACCUGUCGAAAACGCAGGAUCAAGUGCGACGAGGGCAAGCCUGUAUGCAAAAAUUGCAUGAAAUCCAAGCGGCAGUGUGAAGGUUACAACCAGCGAGUUGUCUUCAAACCGGCUGAUUUUCAAUACCUGCCUCACGGUGGUGCAUCUAUAACAUUCGACGCUGGACUCUCGGGUGUCCACAAUGAGCACAACCACCAUUCAGUGUAUCCUCCACAUUCCGGUUCUCAGCAACGCUCACUCUCUGUUGGCUCGCAGAUGUCACAACAGUAUGGACCGAUGGGAGAUUCUAUGGACCACCAGCGAUCACCACCAAUACCUCAGCAUCCAGGUUUUGAUCCGACUCUUCAUGGCAUAUCACAGCAACAAACACGAUUCGAGCAAUCUCCGGACAUGAAACCAUUUCUGGAUAGGAGCUCGUCAUUCUCACAUGGCGUUCCGGUUGACAGUGGUCCAUCAAAUCCGGUCUUGUAUCAAUCAAUUCCGGAAGAAUUACCAUAUGUUGAACAUUAUUCUACCACUGGUUGGCAGCAGGAUCUUGGCCGAAGCGGGGUCCUGGACGAGGCGGCCAUAGAACUCCACGAUGAAGACUAUUAUGACGUUGAUACGGAGGAUGAAAUGUUUGACAUGGAUACCGAGUUCGGGGCACAUGACAUCCACGGAUCAAAGGCUCGCCCCUACGCACAAUCUAAAAACGGACUUGACGCUGCCAGACUUGAUGCUCGAUCCUUUGACACUUUCGUGUUCAGUGGUGCUAUGGACAGCUACAGACCUGAGCAUGUUGCGAACCCAUUGAAGAAUCCGGCUACAGCCAGAGUGUUUGCUCAUUUCAUGUCAGAGACUGCUACGAUUUUGACCACUUCUGCAAGACAAAUCUGGCGGCUGAAUCCUUCCUCUUCAGACAGCAAGGCGAUGCCAAUGGUACGGAAGUGUAUCUGGACACAUACUUUGCCUAUGGCAGCUUUGCAUCAUCAAGGCUUGCUGCAGUCCAUGUUGGCAAUCUCGAGUCUGCAGAUAGCAAAGAUCCAGGGCGCGUCCGAGACACCAUCGCUCAAGCACUAUGCAUAUGCGUUAAAGAGGAUUCACGCAUGUGUCGGUAAUCCGAAGAAGAGACUCUCGGUCCCUGUCUUCGCAGCAUCGUUAUUGCUUGGUUACUACGAAUGUAUGGCUGCCAAUCACGCAAAUUGGCAAAGCCAUCUGAACGGUGCUCGGCAAUUAGUGGUCGAAAUGGACUUCGCUGGGAUGACUAAGACCUUCAAGCAAAUGAAGUCUGUAAAGGCGCGGCAAGACCAGCAAAUGCCGCGAUUUUCGGCUACUGGAAUACCCCAAAUAUCUCCAGAUCAAUCGCCACAGGACAUACUGCUGGAUCAGAUGUAUGAAGCCGAUGAGAAUAUCGUCGGGGCCAUCUGUGGUACUGGAGUUAGCUACGACAGAUAUGGCCACAUUGGCGAGGCAAUGCCACCUCAACAACCUUUCAACCUGGAGACUUAUGAUACACUCAAAGACUUAUAUUGGUGGUAUUGCAAGCAAGACGCAUACCACAGCUUGAUCAGCACUGACCCUCUGAUGAUGGAUUACAGUCGCUUCACUGACUGUCCGCCCCGAGCACCUCUAGGGAGAGCCGACGCUCCAUAUGGUUCAUUCGAUCACAUCGUGCUGCUACUGGCUCGAAUUGCAGACUUUGCUGUUCGAGACAGGAAGAGAAAGCUGAAAGUCGAGAAAAUGAACAUGGGGUCUCCGCUUGACAACGGACGACGUACAUCCAACGCCUCUAACAAUCCAUCAGCCACACCUCCACCAAACAUGUUUUCUUCACGUGGAAUCUCUCAGUCGCCAUCAAGCACAACCUCCCACGCAUACGACAGCAUAGAUCUGAACCUCGCUUUUGCAAAUGCCCUCCAAGAAUGGAACAGUAUAAAAGCAGCGCUGGAUUUCGUAGCCACCAGUCUAGGCCCUUACUUCCAGCCUCUGGAUGCCGAGUACCAACCACCCUCCAACACACCCUUUGGACCCGCACUCCUCUACCGUUCCUGGGAUAUCAGCGUAUUCUGGGCAAACUACAACAUGGCCAUGAUAGCAGCCCUGCGCAACCACCCAAAUAUGCCUCCAGCGGCUCACGUGGCCGCCGCCGCAGCAGCAGAGCAAACAAAACCCUACGCCUACUCCAUCGGCCGCAUAGCCGCCAGCAUCCAAACGCCACCCGAAGAUCGUCCUCUGGAUCCCAAAAUGGGCGCUGCGAUGAUCGAUUUGGUUAUUCCCCAAUUCUUCGCUGGCAUCCAGUAUACCGAUGCAUCUCACCGCGCCUGGCUCGUCGAACGAUACUUUGAAACCAAUCGCCGCAGCGGCUGGGCUACCGCCAGUAUCAUUGCUGAAGGAUGUCAAAGCGGCUGGAUACGCGCGGCGGAAGCAGGACGAGGACCCCCUCAUGUUCGCGUUCGCAAAGCCACGUUCUCAGAUUUCAGAAUUGGACGAUAUGGCGAUAGUCAGGUGGAAGCCAGCAAGCAGAUUUCGGAAUUGGACGCGGAGAAUGAUAGAAAGUUUGUGAGGACUAAAGCUAGUGCGAGAGUGCAUUGGGCGAUUGGGUUGAUGGGGACUGAAGAGGAUGUUCCCGAGGAGGAGGAUUAA
Messenger RNA from Aureobasidium namibiae CBS 147.97, 2724 nucleotides. RefSeq lists its product as uncharacterized. The record is from RefSeq and is a predicted model, not a curated record. NCBI's taxonomy places the organism in Eukaryota, Fungi, Ascomycota, Dothideomycetes, Dothideales, Saccotheciaceae. The coding region runs from base 1 to 2724 and encodes 907 amino acids. Gene Ontology annotation, cellular component: nucleus. Gene Ontology annotation, molecular function: zinc ion binding; transcription cis-regulatory region binding; DNA-binding transcription factor activity, RNA polymerase II-specific. Gene Ontology annotation, biological process: positive regulation of transcription by RNA polymerase II. The transcript is spliced from 3 exons.